Molecule: messenger RNA, 1002 nt
Organism: Rotaria sp. Silwood2
Lineage: Eukaryota; Metazoa; Rotifera; Eurotatoria; Philodinida; Philodinidae
Source: the annotation of a GenBank genome assembly
AUGUCCACGGAUGAUGAUGUAUUAGUAUGGAUCGAUUUAGAAAUGGAUGGACUAGAUUUAACCAAAAAUUUUAUCUUAGAAAUUGCUUGUAUUGUUACCGAUUUCGGUUUCAAUAACCAUUAUCAAGGACCUAAUCUUGUUAUUCAUCAUCCAAAAUCAUUACUUGAUGCUAUGGGACCAUGGUGCAUGGAACAGCAUACAUACUCAGAUCUUGUUCAACAAGUUUUACGUAGUAAAUUAUCAAUGUCUGAUGCUGAAACAGAAAUAAUUAAUUUUCUUGAAAAAACAACGUCAUUAUCAAAACAUAAAAAACGCCUUAUUCUUGCUGGUAAUUCUGUUUAUGUUGAUCGAUAUUUUCUUGAAAAAGAUAUGCCACGUUUAAAUUCUUUACUUGAUCGAUCAAUUCUUGAUUGUAGUACAUUAAAAGAAUUAAUUCGUCGUUUUAAUUAUAACAUUUAUUCAAAAGCACCAAUUAAAUGUGGAACUCUUCAUCGUGCAUUAUAUGAUAUUCAUAAUAGUAUAAGAGAAUUAAGAUAUUAUCAAAAAACAGCUUUUGAAGAAAAACAACAAAGAAAACAAGAUCAAUUACCACUAACAAAGAAUAUUACACAAUAUCUUAUAUGGAUUAAUAUUAAUUCAACAACAAUAAUUCAUUGUAUUUUAACUGAUGGUAAUCUUAAUAUAAUUGAUGAAAUUAUUGAUGGAAAAACAGAUGAUGAUUUAAUGAAGUUUUUUUAUCGAAAUGAAAUUUAUCAAGACAAACUUAUUGUUGUAGCUGGAAAAUUUUUAGGUUCAAUUCGAGCUCAAUUAAAAAAAUUAGCUCCUCAAUUUCAUAAAUUUUGUCAUUAUCGAUCAAUUGAUAUUGAUGUUGUGUCAGUUCUAUGUGAAAAAUGGUUUCCAAAUAUUUACGAACAACGACCGUUUAAGAAUGAUGAUGACUGUAAUAUUCUAAAAAAUUCUAUUGAACUUCUUCGUUUUUAUCGUUCGACUAUAUUUAAAUAG